GUCCCAAUGACAGAAAAGCUUCAUUUGUCUUCGUCGAACUUGAUUUGCCGCGCAGAAAAAGUUUCGCGCCAAAACAAGACUGCGCAAACCACACAAGCACAGAUACAAGCACGCACACACGCACGAGACGAGCAGCGAUGGACACGUUCAAGGCGCGGCUUGCAGGGUCUGAUCUCAACGACCACGUGGAUGAGACGGUGGUGCUGGUGGGCGAGGUGCUGAGCCACGACGGCUCCACCGUGGUGGACAUGCAGGCAGCAGACGGAUCAAACGUGCGCGUCAUCUUCGACGCCGCAGUGAGCGACUUGACCAAGUGCAUUGAGGUGACCGGCAAGGUGAACGCGGACGGUACAAUGACUGGCUGGACCAUGUCCAACUUUGGCGACAACUUUGAUCUGAAGAAGUAUGGUGAGGCACUGAAGGUGAUGGAUGCACACAGGGGCAUCUUCCAGGGCUGAACCGCCCACACAACACAAAACACAAACACAACACAAACACACAAACUAUACAAUACGAACACACAACACAAACACAAACACAACACACUCCACUUUCUUCUGCUUUCUUCCUUGUACAUUGCUGGCCUUAACAAUGAUUUGGCGCUUGCUUGGCGCGUGUGCCAAUGCGCGAUGGUGAUGCUGUGUGAGCAAGCAAACGUGUGUUGCUUCAGCUUCCUGUCUGUCGGUCUUCUGCGCGUUUCCCAUCUAAGCAGACGUAGUAAACAAACCAAAAGCAAA
Messenger RNA from Salpingoeca rosetta, 737 nucleotides. RefSeq lists its product as uncharacterized. NCBI's taxonomy places the organism in Eukaryota, Choanoflagellata, Craspedida, Salpingoecidae. The coding region runs from base 138 to 458 and encodes 106 amino acids. The record is from RefSeq and is a predicted model, not a curated record. The transcript has 3 exons. Gene Ontology annotation, biological process: base-excision repair; nucleotide-excision repair; mismatch repair. Gene Ontology annotation, cellular component: DNA replication factor A complex; nucleus; site of double-strand break. Gene Ontology annotation, molecular function: damaged DNA binding; single-stranded DNA binding.